Molecule: messenger RNA, 707 nt
Organism: Syzygium oleosum
Lineage: Eukaryota; Viridiplantae; Streptophyta; Magnoliopsida; Myrtales; Myrtaceae
Product: disease resistance protein RPV1-like
Exons: 2
Coding region: 57-707 (216 amino acids)
Biological process (GO): signal transduction
Source: RefSeq, a predicted model, not a curated record
UGGAGCAAAGUGAACGGGAAAGGAUCGACGAUGAACUGGAGAGGCGGAAUCAAGAUAUGAUAAACUUAGAGGCUGAGUCAACGUAUGAUGUGUUCCUGAGUUCAGGAAUCGAUAGUUGUGCAUUCGCCGAUAGCCUCUAUCACUGCUUGAAAGCCGACGGAAUUCGUGUUUUCAGAGAUGGUGAGCUUCCGCUAUCCGUCUACAGCUCCAGGAUCUACAUACCUAUCUUUUCUGUGAACUACCCUUUCAGCACUCGGUGCCUUGACGCACUCGAACUCAUGGUAGAACACACUUCUAGAUCAGGUGGGAAGAAAGAGAUCCUACCCGUUCUCUACGAUGUGGAGUGGUCUGAUGUGAAUAUGGAAAAAAAAUCACUCUACGGAGACGCCCUGGACUCGCACAGGUUGUGGUUUGGCGCUGAGAAAGUCGAGAAGUGGGAGAAGGCUCUUGCGGAGGCUGGUAAAGUCAAGGGAUGGGAACGAUGUUCAUAUAAAGGUGAAAGGGAACUUAUCACAACAAUUGUUGGAGAAAUUUCGCCUAAGCUGAAGAUAGAGCACAAUUAUGCGCCUGAAGAUCUAUCCACCAGUGCUGAGGCACUCAAAAUCGAUAUAGAGCAUGAAGAUCUAUUCACUGGUGCUGAGGCACUCAAAACUGAUAUAGAGCAUGAAGAUCUAUUCACUGGUGCUGGACCACCAAAGCCAACAUAG